Molecule: messenger RNA, 2076 nt
Organism: Engraulis encrasicolus (European anchovy)
Lineage: Eukaryota; Metazoa; Chordata; Actinopteri; Clupeiformes; Engraulidae
Product: nucleus accumbens-associated protein 2
Exons: 6
Coding region: 1-1776 (591 amino acids)
Biological process (GO): regulation of transcription by RNA polymerase II
Molecular function (GO): DNA-binding transcription factor activity, RNA polymerase II-specific; RNA polymerase II cis-regulatory region sequence-specific DNA binding; protein binding
Source: RefSeq, a predicted model, not a curated record
AUGUCUCACCUCCUGCACAUGGAGAUCCCCAACUUUGGCAGCGCGGUGCUGGACAGCCUGAACGAGCAGCGCCUGCUGGGCCAGCACUGCGACGUGGCCAUCAUGGUGAACGGACAGGCCUUCAAGGCCCAUCGCGCUGUGCUAGCCGCCAGCAGCCUAUACUUCCGUGACCUUUUCAGCGGUAGCGGGCAGGCCCUGUUCGAGCUGCCCUCCUCGGUCACGGCCUCCUGCUUCCAGCAGAUCCUCUCCUUCUGCUACACGGGCAAGAUGACGGUGUCGGCCAGCGACCAGCUGAUGGUCAUGUACACGGCGGGCUACCUGCAGAUCCAGAACAUCGUGGAGCGCGGCAUGGACCUGAUGUUCAAGGCCAACGCGCCGCCCUACUGCGACUCGCAGUCCAUGCCCGGGGGCGACGAGCCGCCGCUGGAAGGGAGCAGCCCGCCGCAGCUGCCCGACAACCAGCAGCAGGCCACGCCCACACUGGCCGCCUGCGACAUCAAGCAGGAGAAGGUGGAAACGCCGCUCUGCUCCCAGAGCGAAGAGACGCCGCCGCCGCCGAUGCGGGGAGGGCUGGGCCUCCUGGGCGGGGAUGACGAGGGGAAACGAGGGUCGGUGUCCCGGGGCGGCUCCAUCCACAGGGGGAGUGCGCUGUUCUACAGCAGUGUUGGGGCCAACGGGGGACUCCUGGGGGUGUACCCUUACGACCUGGUGGCCGGGGAGAACACCAGCCCUGGGGCUUCCAGCCUGCCGGCCACGGACAGUCCCACGUCCCACCAGAACGAGGAUGAAGACCUGGAGGAGGAUGCGUACGACGGGCUACCUGGUGGCAAGAAGCUCUACGGUUACUCCAUCAACCCCUACACCAUGCAGGAGAAGAUGGAGCUCUCCUCCAUCCCGGUCUCCCUUGAGAGCCGUUACUGCGUGCUGCUAGGGGGCGACAGGGAGGCACUGCCCGCCAGCCUCAUCAGCCAGAUCGGGUACCGCUGCCACCCUGCCCUUUACACGGAAGGCGAUCCGGGGGAGAGGCUGGAGCUGAUCGCAGGCUCUGGCGUGUUCAUGACGCGAGGACAACUGAUGAACUGUCACCUAUGCGCCGGUAUCAAACACAAAGUGCUGCUACGGCGCCUCCUUGCUGCCUUCUUCGACAGAAACACACUGGCUGACAGCUGUGGAACUGGAAUACGCUCCUCAAAUUGUGAUCCAAAUAGAAAGCCUCUAGACAGCCGAAUUUUAAACACUGUAAAACUUUACUGUCAGAAUUUCGCUCCCAACUUCAAGGAGAGUGAGAUGAAUGUCAUCGCGGCAGACAUGUGUACCAACGCCAGACGCGUGCGUAAACGCUGGCUCCCCAAAAUCAAGUCUAUGCUGCCCGAGGCGAUGGAAGCGUACCGGAGCGCUGUGGUCGUGGGACCUGCGGACACAGCACCGGCGGCAAGCACCACCUUUCCCUUCGAGGCGGAAUUCAAACACCUGACGACGUCCAGUCUCCAGGUGGAACCGCACCUGUAUGGAGACGCGCGCGACCCGCUUAGAACUCUCCCCCACUUUCCCGCCCAGGACGGCAAGGCCCCCGCGAGCGAGCAGGAGAAAACCGAGACGACAACUAAAGCCAGAGAGGAGUCGGAUGAGGGGAGGAGCAGUUCAGAGGCCACGGAGAAAGGCGUCCUCAACAUCCACUCCAGCAACAAGAAAACCAACGGAGCCAGCCCGUCACCCCCAGCAAAGGCGCACAGUAGCGAGCAGCCCCGGGAGAAGACGGUCCCAGAGGAACAGUGAACUGCAUUCUCUCCAGAUCUCCUUCAUGCUCCCCCCAACCGACACUCCCUCUCCUCCCCGCGCUACUCUUCUCCAAAACUACCGUACUGCUAAUGUCAGAGAAACUCGUGCAGAGCUGCGCAAUCAAGCUGCAAGGACAUUCAGAAGCAAACUAGGCCUAAUGUAUCACAGAGCAAACUGCUGUAAAGUAACCGUAAACCUUCGCUUUACAGACAAAACACUGUAAAGCAACCGUAAAGUUUAAACAUAAAAAGGCAUAGAGCUACGAAUCCAAUAUGCUGUCAUUUAUCAUCAGUAAAC